UCAUUCAUUCAUACAUCACAUUGAAAAGAAUCAUCAAAUUAUCAAUGGCGCCUUCGAAUCGUAAAGUUCAAUUUCGAUUGGAAAAUGUUAAAGAAGAAUUGGAGGAUGAAAAUCAACAAAGCUGUAAUAAUGAUAAUAAACGAGGACCGAUUGCCAUUACGAAAAGGCCUGCAUUCGAAUUGCCAACAAGUCAUAAUCAACAAAAUGAUCCAUUAACAAUCAAAGAACAAUAUCGACCCGAUCUGAAACGAUUAUCAUUGGAUGAUCUGAAAGGUUUACUUGAAAAACAACAAAGAAUCCUGCGAAAUAGAAAACUUUUAGACAAUCUCAAGGAUAAAGGUGAAAAGACGAAAAAAUUUCUGCAAGAAAUUCAAGAAGAACUAUCGAUCCGUGAGAAAAAUGUGAACAAAAGUAUUGCAAAAACCGAACAUUUGUUAGAAGAAUUGUCCAUAAAAGAAGAAAAAGAUGAAAUGAUGAAAACUAUUUCACCAUAUAAAGAUGCUUAUAGUGAGAAUCGUGCCCGUUUAUUUGAUCAAAAUCAAUGCAGCAAUCAAUCAGCCAAACAUGAACAUACAAUGAAAACAUUAACAUAUCAACAAUCAUUCGAAUGUUUGGAAAAAGCCAUUGGCAAAGAAAAAGAUUCAUUACACAAACAAAUGAUUCGAUUUUAUGAUUACAGAACUCGUGAUGAUGAAUCAGAACAAUCUGAUUUUGACGAAAACUACGAUGAUGAUGAUGAUGAUGAUCAUGAUGCUAAUGUGAUUCGUAUAAAUUUUAACCAUUCUGGUUGAAUUUUCAUAAAAAUAAAUUAGUUCAUCGGCGCUGGUUACCAAUGGUAACCACCGGUUUUAUGUUUUGUUUUUUUUUCACUUGAAACACAAAUAU
Molecule: messenger RNA, 885 nt
Organism: Dermatophagoides farinae (American house dust mite)
Lineage: Eukaryota; Metazoa; Arthropoda; Arachnida; Sarcoptiformes; Pyroglyphidae
Source: RefSeq, a predicted model, not a curated record